Eremomyces bilateralis CBS 781.70 is the source of this 883-nucleotide messenger RNA. RefSeq names its product Rpr2-domain-containing protein. Bases 55 to 552 code for a protein of 165 amino acids. Gene Ontology annotation, biological process: tRNA processing. The transcript has 2 exons. NCBI's taxonomy places the organism in Eukaryota, Fungi, Ascomycota, Dothideomycetes, Eremomycetales, Eremomycetaceae. The record is from RefSeq and is a predicted model, not a curated record. Gene Ontology annotation, cellular component: nucleolar ribonuclease P complex.
GCCACGGCGCCCCCCGCUCACUCUCUUAAGCUAUCAACUGGAGGGAUAGCCACCAUGCGGACGAAAAGCUCUACCAAGCCUCCCAAAGGGAACCAAAACCCUCAUCUACAAGCCCGGCUAGCCUACCUCUACAAAGCAGCCACCUACCUCAGCACCCACCAACCCUCCCAGUCCUCACAACCUUCUGUAUCAAGCCCAGCCCUCCCACGCCACCUUGCUUCCCAACUCCGCGCCGUCUCGCUCAAAUCCCAGCUUCGCCUUGCACAACCGAUCAAGCGCUCACUCUGCAACCGCUGCAACACCCUGCUCCAGGAUGGAUCCGCUUCGGUUCACAUGGAGAAUGAGAGCCGUAGUGGCGUUAAGCCUUGGGCGGACGUGCUGGUGAUACAAUGUGCCAUGUGUGAAGCCGUAAAGCGGUUUCCAGUUGGAAGUAAGAGGCAGGGCAAGAAGGGUGCGAGAGAGAGCGCCAAGAUGGAACCGGUGGAGUCGACCGGAGACAAAGCCAAGGUUAGGGGGAGUGAGCUACGAAUGGAUCGGAAUCGCACGACGUAAUCUUAACAUUUGAUUUCCGCUAAAUUCUACAAAAAUGUUUCCAUCUAUCCAACAAGGCUGCCUUGCAUCAGGGUAGUCAUGGUGGAUAGCUCGGAGAUUCACAACAAGGACCAGGAUAAACCUAGUUUAGGACAUCAUGCCCUUGAUGCCUGAACGAACUCCAUAUUGGAUGCUUAGAAGCCUGCGAAGGAUGUGUUGCCCUCACCCAUACUCUUGCUGGUGCUGCUUCCACUCUGAAUGGCACCGAUCAUACCAUCGACCAACGAUGCGCCACUCCAUUUCUGAUGCGUCAAGACGUCGCAUCCAAGCUCCUUCUCCCUGCGUUGCACCA